AUGAGGUUCUCAGACGUCCUGGCUGUCCACUCCAUCCCAGAAUGGAAGAAGAAGUACAUCAGCUACGGGAUGCUGAAGUCUCUUCUGAACGCAGAGGAGAGCCCAGGAUCCCGUGAUGAGGAUUGGCAGUAUCUCAAAGCUGCACACAAGGAGUUCUUCCGAUGCUGUGAGAAUGAGCUGACUCUGGUGACUGGCUUCUACUUAGAGAAGCUAAUGGAGGCUAAAAGGAAGAUGGCUGCCUUUGGAUCUGUCCCCCCGCAAACCCAAACCCAACCCCAGACCCAAACCCAGGACCAGGACCGGGGCCGGGGCCGGUGUCUGAGCCCCCACGGAGAUCCCAUAUCUGACCUGCUGAGGGUCUGUAAAGGCAACCCUGAUCUCCAGCAGCUCAAACUGGCCACGAGUGAACUCCACCUCAGCCUGGCGUACCUGCAGAGAUACCAGGUGAGUGAACUCCACCUCAGCCUGGCGUACCUGCAGAGAUACCAGGUGAGUGAACUGCACCUCAGCCUGGCGUACCUGCACAGCUACCAGGUGAGUGAACUGCACCUCAGCCUGGCGUACCUGCACAGCUACCAGCAGCUGAACUACAGCGGUUUCUGUAAGAUCAUGAAGAAGUACGAUGCUAAGUUUGUGUCAGAGCGAGGUCAGAGAUGGAAGCGUGAGAGGCUGGACGCGUCGCUGCUCAACACCGACAGCAAUGAACGCCAGCAGCUCAUGGACAAGUUAGAGGAGUGGGAGCAGGUGCGGCCGCUGCUUCGGGUCCACAGAGGCGUGUUCCUGCUGGUGGAGUUCCUGCUGCUGCUGGGGUGCAGCGUGUUCCUGUGGAGCAGGUCGGGGGUCAAUCACGUCCUCAUCUUCCAGCUGGACCCCAGAGAUCCUCUCUCUCAUCAGCACCUCUUUCAGGUGAGACAAGGCUCGGGGUCGGGGGUCGGGGUCGGGGGUCGGGGGUCAAUCACGUCCUCAUCUUCCAGCUGGACCCCAGAGAUCCCCUCUCUCAUCAGCACCUCUUUCAGUGUGUUGGCGUGUCUUUGCCCCCCCCUCGUGACGCUGCCCCGCCUGCUGCCCCCCCUCCUGCUCCACGGCCUCCUGCUGCUCCUGCUGAUCAACCCCACCCCAACCUGCCACCCCCACGCCCGGCGCUGGCUACGGGCCCUACUGCUCCGAGUGGUCACUGCUCCUCUGCGGCCCGUGGCGUUUGCAGACUGCUGGCUGGCGGACCAGCUCAACAGCCUGAGCCCACUGUUCCUGGACCUGUGGCAGCUGCUCUGUUCCUAUGGCAACGAGGGCGCUGGGCAGGACGCUGGGCGGGACGCUGAGCAGGCAGGCAGUGUGCUGUCCUCGCUGGCUGUGACGUGCCUUCUCCAGUGUCUCCCCCCCGGGCUGCGUGUGGCUCAGUGCCUGAGGCAGUUCUGGGACAGCGGAGACGCCGUCCACCUGCUCAACGCCGGCAAAUACUUCACCGUCUUCCUCAUGGUCAUGUUUGCCGGACUCUACAACCAAGCCAGAGUGUCCACCUGCUUGAGUGUGCUGGUGUGUGUGGGCUGGGACCUGAGCAUGGACUGGACUCUACUGCAGGGUCAUGGACUCCUGAGGAAAGAGCUGCUCUACACACACGAGAUGAGAGACUCUGUGACUGCAGCCACCAUCAGCACCAUCCUAGGCCCUCUGGAAGUGCUCAGACGAUGUGUGUGGAACAUGUUCCGCCUGGAGAGCGAGCAGCUGAGGAACUGUGAUCUGACACGCGCCGUCAGAAACGUGGACUUCCCAGAAUCCUCUGCGUGUCUGCCCGAGCACGUCCUGCGUGAGUGGAGACUGGACCAGGAGGAGCUGGACCAGCACCAGCACCAGCACCAGCAGCACCAGCACCAGCAGAAGCACCAGCAGCACUGCAGGACCACCACAGAGAACUCCUGCAUGCAUCUCAUACACACCUGUCUGACCAGGUGA
Clupea harengus (Atlantic herring) is the source of this 1950-nucleotide messenger RNA. Its product is annotated as xenotropic and polytropic retrovirus receptor 1 homolog. The record is from RefSeq and is a predicted model, not a curated record. Lineage: Eukaryota; Metazoa; Chordata; Actinopteri; Clupeiformes; Clupeidae. Gene Ontology annotation, biological process: phosphate ion transport; cellular response to phosphate starvation. The coding region runs from base 1 to 1950 and encodes 649 amino acids. The transcript has 13 exons. Gene Ontology annotation, molecular function: inositol hexakisphosphate binding; phosphate transmembrane transporter activity. Gene Ontology annotation, cellular component: cytoplasm; plasma membrane; Golgi apparatus.